UCGAUAAGUUUGAAACGACGCGUGGAAGCGCAACUUACGACGGGCUUCCGCCUCAGCGUAACUAACUGCACGCAAAUUGCACGCUCAGCACAAUUGCACUGCGAUAAUGGCGAAACAACGGCCGGUUCGAGGCAUUUGCCCUCGUCAAAGCCGUUGAGUCGUUUCGGUGCUACGUGCACUGCCAGGACGGGGCAUUGUACUUGAGAUGAUUCUGACGUUAUGCUACAUGUACGCCACUCUUGUUCAGUGGUGGCGAUUGGGUGUGCUAAGGCAGCGUCUUAGCGGCACCCUGCAUAAACAGAAUGCGUUGUUGUUGUGCUCUUCACCUACCUGCAUCGGAUCGCAGGAGGAUGCACAGCGAUCAUUGGAAAACCUGCUCUAUCAGCAAGAGGGACGAAUUGCCUGUACCAUUGUGCCAAGGCAAAACGUUCAUCUUGGGCAAUGGGCAUCUUUCCCAAAGGAUCGUAAAAGUUUCCCGUUGCAUUACCGCUGCUCGGGGUCUUCUUCUUCCUUCAGAUGCACCAGUUCCAGUUCUAAGGUGCAUCUGCUACUGCAGGCUAGUUUAGAAUCUGGAAAUAAACCAACAACCAAGAUAGACUUCGUUCGUAUGGAGCAGUUCGGUGAGCUGGUUGCAUGGCGCGCGCAGGAAUUCUUCGAGGUGGUGUUGAAGUCAGAUCUGGACCGGUUGACUAUCCUCAUGAAUAGUUUUCGUUUUCAUGCAAUAGGAAUUAAUCACGACUUACAUUUAAUUAAAGUAGAAGCUGUGGACGUUACUGGGAUACCUGGAAAGAUAAAAUACGAUCGGCGACUCUCUAAGCAGCGGUUUUCACGGGGCCUGCCCAAAUUCAAGAGUUUGCCACUUGUCUAUCCGAAAAUUACGAUAGAAAAUGGUACUACUACUCCUACCCUACCCCCUGCCGCCAUCGUGAAACCCCCCGAGGUAGAGAAAAAACCGGUGUCGGAAGUAAAGCCCAUAAGAAAAUCAACGAAAAAUACGCUGGAUGUGCAUCAUUCAGCUACGAAAAAGAAGCGCGAGAAACAUGCUACCUCCACACCUGCGGUGGCACAUGUCAAAGAUGAACAAAUAAAACAAGAGCCAAGUGCAGAGAGUAAAUCGGAAGUCUCUGUAGAAAACAAAAAGUCCUAUUCUGACGUAACCGCAACUCCUGCGAAAAAUCUUCAGCGCCAGAACGCAACUUCUUUAGCAUCGAAGGAAACCUCGCCCAACCGGCAACUCCCUAAACCACCUAAUAUUCUCGUCUACGCUGAUACCACCCUUGCGAAGGAGAAUGUUAAAGCAGUCUUGAAGACUAUUAUCAACAAGGAUAAAUACACUGUAUAUGAUUUCCCGCGCAAGCUGGAGAACUUCUGGAACGACACAACUACGUUGGUGGUGGUUUGCGGGCAGGUACCCGCUGCGCUCACCUCCCAUCUUCUGGGGUAUCUUAUUCAUGGCGGGCAGUUGUUGUGUCUAUGCAGUGAUCUCCUCUACAGCGUUCUCCAGCCGUUUUCCACUGCUGAGGUGCGAGAGCAUGAGUUGGUCCGCUUUUCAUAUGGAGAAUGGAAGCGGGUCAAGAUGAUGCAUCAUAUCUUCUGCUAUCAAGCCUCUCCGGCGAAGAAGCAGUUCUCGAGGGAGGCAAGCGAUGCUGGUAGCAUGGGUAGCACAGGUAGUGCUGGUUCAAGCCCCGUUGCACCACGCACACCUUCAAUUGUCGAGGUACACCACGAAGGGCGACGACAUACUAUUCAAGUGCAGGUCCUCGGCGCUGAGGAAACAUGGCAAACCCCGAGUCUUUUGCUCGCCGCUGUGCGGGAUAGUAACGGCGGCAAGGCUGUUUUUUCCCAGGUGCAUCUCGAGGUAGACCCAACACAAUAUCAAGACGACGAGAGCAAGUUUACCGCGCUUAAAGACAGCAAUCAGGCGCGCUUGGAAAUAAUGAAGCAUAUUCUCAGCACUCAUCUGGAUAUUGAUUGUAGUGUGCAGGGCAACAGCGCGGAGCAGUUAAAAUACGAGCCUGCGUAUUUUCUAGGCAGGCACGACUUGAAAAUGCUGUUGAUCAAUGGGGGUGGCAUUGUCGAUGGUAGGCUGAAACUGCCCGAAUUGGAAGUCAGCUUUGUUGCCAAGAACAUUGAUGACGGCCCAUUGGAAGCUAAAGUUGACAAACUGCCAGUUAUGGUACUGCAAUGUCCCACAAAUUUCUCAACGGUGGAAUAUUUUGACACGCUGGUCACUGAGCGUGUUGGCCGCUUGGUUAUUUACGCGGAUGUAAUGGCAUCCACGCAAUAUCUACUUGCGCAGAAACUCGCAGAUGGUUUGGUUGUGAUCGCCCGCAGGCAGACCGCUGGUAAAGGGCGCUCUGGCAACGAAUGGCUCAGCCCUGAUGGGUGCGCCAUGUUUUCGCUUCAGCUGCAUAUCCCGCUCGACAGCCAUUUAGGUCGAUCUAUACCAGUGGUGCAACAUUUAGUGAUGUUGGGAGUGGUUCUAGCUGCCAAAAGUGCUUCUGGUCUACAGACCUUGGACAUUGGUUUGAAGUGGCCUAAUGAUCUCUAUGCCUACGGCAAUGUUAAGAUUGGCGGCCUUGUGGCUUCCUCCAUUAUCGAACGAGAUUUGGCGGUGGUUUCGGUUGGCUGUGGGAUCAACCUCAGCAACCGUCAGCCUACGCUCUGCAUUAAUGAUAUAAUAAGCGAGGCGCAGAAAUCCCGCGUGGAUGCAAGUCUAUCACCGGAGAAGUUCUUUGCGGCCACGUUCAAUGAAGUGGAAAAACUCAUCGAGAAUACGCAACGUGAGGGAGUUAAUUACUUACUUGACUUGUACUACCGGCAUUGGUUGCAUACGAAUGCAAAUAUCACGGUGGUCACUGCCGACGGUGCGUCGAAGAAUGUUACGAUUAGGGGUAUGGAUUUAUUUGGAUUUCUAGAGGUGCAGGACGAUGCGGGGGUGAUCAGCAGCGUCCAGCCCGACGGGAACACUUUUGACAUGUUGCGCGGUUUAAUUGCGCCGAAGAUAACAUCUUGUUGACUUAGCUAGGACGAAGAGAUCUCUUUAAAUAUAUUGCUAGUUUUGCUCCAUUUUACGAAUUAACGCUUCGCUAGUGUUUUGCGGUUGCUAACUGGAAAGCACAUGUUACAAGCGAUGUUUUAUGGUGUUAUAUUGUAAGGGAAUAUAUAUAUAUAUGUGGCUGAUUUGUGAACAUCAACGCAGAUGGUAUUUGUGGUUCUAAAUUAAAGGUAAAUUUCCAUCUACAA
Molecule: messenger RNA, 3246 nt
Organism: Dalotia coriaria
Lineage: Eukaryota; Metazoa; Arthropoda; Insecta; Coleoptera; Staphylinidae
Gene: Hcs
Product: holocarboxylase synthetase-like protein
Biological process (GO): protein modification process
Cellular component (GO): cytoplasm
Molecular function (GO): biotin--[biotin carboxyl-carrier protein] ligase activity
Source: RefSeq, a predicted model, not a curated record